Cygnus atratus (black swan) is the source of this 495-nucleotide messenger RNA. It is a transcript of the gene TSPO2, whose product is annotated as translocator protein 2. The record is from RefSeq and is a predicted model, not a curated record. NCBI's taxonomy places the organism in Eukaryota, Metazoa, Chordata, Aves, Anseriformes, Anatidae. The transcript is spliced from 3 exons. Gene Ontology annotation, molecular function: cholesterol binding. Gene Ontology annotation, cellular component: membrane; endoplasmic reticulum. Bases 1 to 495 code for a protein of 164 amino acids.
AUGUGGGCUUAUACUGUUGGUUUUACUGUCCUGCCUCACGUUGGAGGUUUUCUUGGCUGGUUCUUUAAUCGGAAGGAAAUACCUGCUUGGUAUGAGAAGCUGAAAAAGCCUUUGUGGUGUCCAUCCCGCAAAGUAUUUCCUCUUGCUUGGACAGUCCUGUACACUGGCAUGGGCUAUGCCUCCUACCUGAUAUGGAAUGACCUGGGCGGCUGCAGCAGCAAAGCUGUCGUCCCGCUCGGCCUCUAUGGGGCUCAGCUGGCCUUGAACUGGGCUUGGCCGCCCUUGUUCUUUGGUGCACGCAACCUGAAGAUGGCACUGAUUGACAUCCUGUGCUUAGACAGCCUGGUGAUAGGCAUGAUGUGGUCCUGGUACCGCAUCAACAAGGUAGCGACGCUGCUGAUGGUGCCUUACCUGGGCUGGCUGGCCAUGGCGACUUGUCUCACCAUUCGCAUCUGGAAGGACAACCCUGAACAAAAACCAGGAAAGAGCGAAUAA